GUUCGCCUCGGAGGCCACCUACGACGUGAGCGGGCCGAAGGAGAGGAGGGAGUCGGGCCUGUACUGGGACCUGGAUGACACCAUGAUCGAGGCCGCCAUGCAGCAGCAGCAGCAGGGGGAUGUCGACGACCCGACCCUGGCGUCCAUGCUCAUCAGGCCCAGCGGCGCGCGGCACGGCCACGGCAGCAUGCGCCACAGCGGCUACGGUGGCUAUAAGGCGGGGGUGCCCAGAAGUCUGUGCGCAUCGGCGGGGCUUGACGUCUCCACCACGUCUUCUGGUCGGCCAGUGUCGAGCGGGGUUAGGACGGGGAUCAUC
Prorocentrum cordatum is the source of this 316-nucleotide messenger RNA. The record is from the annotation of a GenBank genome assembly. NCBI's taxonomy places the organism in Eukaryota, Dinophyceae, Prorocentrales, Prorocentraceae.